Molecule: messenger RNA, 297 nt
Organism: Pochonia chlamydosporia 170
Lineage: Eukaryota; Fungi; Ascomycota; Sordariomycetes; Hypocreales; Clavicipitaceae
Exons: 1
Coding region: 1-297 (98 amino acids)
Source: RefSeq, a predicted model, not a curated record
AUGAAUCGUGUUCUCUCUGCCACUUCUUGGUGUUUUGCUUUGUCCGCUUUUGCCGUCUUGCCGCCCGGCUACUGCAGUCGGCUUGCCAUUCGGAAAGAGUCGACGCCGGACAAUCUGUCGCCACAAACCCAUUCGGCCGUGCCUGUCGGCGACCUUGAGUUUAGAAUGUUCUGUCCUGACAAACCUGAUGGCCUGUCUUCAAUUGGCUUAUCCUUAUUCCCGGCUCUUUCGGCAUUAUUCUGCGGCCUAACUCGCAUUUUGAAAUCAAAGCGCUCAAUCUUCAACUCCGGGCGGUAA